UUUUACAAAAAUCUUGCUCAUUUUGUUCAAUUAUUGUAUUUGUUUAUCAACGAACGAAUCAGAAAAAAUUGGAUACAUGGGAUAUGAUCAUAUGUAAACGUUUACUUUAUUUAAUUCAAUCAGAUACAAGUAAAAUGUGUACAAUAGCUCCCCGUGGUAAAUCUUCUAAAAUGAAUUUGGAAAUGGAAUUUGAAAAAUUACAAACCUCAAAUUCGAAAUCGCUAUUGAAAAAGUAUUUGACUCCGGAAAUUUUUCAUAAACUUAAAGAUCAAAAAACACAGAUGGGAUCCACACUUAUGGAUUGUAUUCAAUCCGGUUUAGUUAAUCAUGAUUCUGGUGUAGGUAUUUAUGCUGCGGAUGCAGAUGCAUAUACGACAUUUGCCGAUUUAUUUGAUCCAAUUAUUGACGACUAUCAUAAAGGAUUUAGUAAAAAUAAAGUGCAUCCAGCAAAAGAUUUUGGUGACUAUAAAAAGUUAGGUAAUUUGGAUCCAGAAGGUAAAUAUAUAAAAUCAACCCGUGUACGAUGUGGACGAUCCAUUCAAGGAUAUCCGUUUAAUCCACGUAUGACUGUGGAACAUUAUAAGGAGAUUGAAGACGAAGUGUCAAAAACGUUGACGUCUUUAGAGGGGGAGUUUAAAGGAUGUUAUUACCCAUUAACUGGUAUGGCGAAACAGGUGCAAGAACAACUGAUUAAUGAUCAUUUUUUAUUCAAAGAAGGUGAUCGCUUUUUACAAGCUGCAAAUGCAUGUCGUUUUUGGCCUACAGGUCGCGGUAUUUAUUUCAAUAAUGACAAAACAUUUUUGAUAUGGUGUAACGAAGAAGACCACUUAAGAAUAAUUUCAAUGCAACAAGGUGGUGAUUUAGGUGAUGUAUAUCGACGUCUGGUGACUGGUGUCAAUGAAAUUGAGAAGAAAAUUACAUUUUCACAUGAUAAUCGAUUAGGUUUUCUUACAUUCUGUCCAACAAAUUUGGGUACAACGAUUCGUGCAUCAGUUCAUAUUAAAGUACCUAAAUUAGCAAGUGAACAACAAAAAUUGUAUAAUGUAGCUGAUAAAUACAACUUACAGGUCCGUGGUACCACAGGUGAACAUACAGAUGCUGUGGAUGGAAUUUAUGAUAUAUCAAAUAAACGUCGUUUAGGUUUAACUGAAUUUCAAGCUGUCAAAGAGAUGUAUGAUGGGAUUACUGAAAUUAUUAAAAUAGAAAAGGAUUUAUAA
This is a messenger RNA of Chrysoperla carnea, 1217 nucleotides long. Its product is annotated as arginine kinase-like. NCBI's taxonomy places the organism in Eukaryota, Metazoa, Arthropoda, Insecta, Neuroptera, Chrysopidae. The transcript is spliced from 3 exons. Gene Ontology annotation, biological process: phosphocreatine biosynthetic process. The coding region runs from base 84 to 1217 and encodes 377 amino acids. The record is from RefSeq and is a predicted model, not a curated record. Gene Ontology annotation, molecular function: creatine kinase activity.